Molecule: messenger RNA, 483 nt
Organism: Giardia duodenalis
Lineage: Eukaryota; Fornicata; Diplomonadida; Hexamitidae
Product: p25-alpha family protein
Exons: 1
Coding region: 1-483 (160 amino acids)
Biological process (GO): microtubule bundle formation; positive regulation of protein polymerization; microtubule polymerization
Cellular component (GO): microtubule
Molecular function (GO): tubulin binding
Source: RefSeq, a predicted model, not a curated record
AUGCCGGACCAUUACGCGAAACAAGACAUGACGGAAAAGCCCAAAGCCGCCUCCCAGAUCAAGGGCGGCUCCAUAUUCGACAGGCUGACGGAUCCGAGCACCUAUCAGGCGUCCCACCGCGCUCGCUUCAACGAUCGCCCUGAUGUGAAGCACGACCACAUCAAGCUCCAGGAGGCAUCCAACAUUAACAAAAAGCACGAUCCCGUUGCACCGACUGUCAACCGUAAGCCUGCAGGUACCGAGGCAGCACACACGGAACACCCGACCUCCAGUAGAGACAAGCCAAAGGCUGCGUCCCAGGUCAAGGGCGGGUCUAUAUUUGAUAGGUUGACGGACCCGAGCACUUACCAUGGAACCCACAAGGAGCGCUUCAACGCGGACGGUACCGGGCGUGGUCUGGCUGGCAGAGACUCUGUUGCAAAGGGUUCCGGAACCGUUGGCGGGCGCGUCGGGGACUUGAGUUCUCAAGUGAGCCGUAAGUAG